AUGUUGACGGCUCAGAGUAGGCAGACGAGUUACGCUAAUGUUAGGCAAAAAGAUUUGGGGUUUAAGGUAGGUGAAAAAGUGUUUAUGAAAGUGCCACCUAUGAAAGGGGUGUUUAGAUUUGGCAAGAAGGGUAAGUUGAACCCUCGGUUCAUCGGGCCAUUUGAGAUCCUAGAAUGGAUUGGUUCUGUAGCCUACUGGCUGGCCUUGCCCCCAUCCCUUUCUACAGUUCACAAUGUUUUUUAUGUUUCCAUGUUGAGGAAGUACGUAGCAAACUCAUCUCAUAUUGUGGAUUAUGAGUCUUUGCAUUUGAAUGAGAACCUGAGCUACAAAGAGAAGCCCAUUCAAAUAUUGGCCAGGGAAGUGAAAGUUUUGCGCAACAAGGAGAUAGUGUUGGUGAAGGUCCUUUGGCAGAAUCAUCAGUUCGAGGAAGCAACGUGGGAGCGUGAGGAUGACGUGAGGGCGCAUUAUCCCAAAAUUUUUCAGGAUUAG
Benincasa hispida (wax gourd) is the source of this 489-nucleotide messenger RNA. Lineage: Eukaryota; Viridiplantae; Streptophyta; Magnoliopsida; Cucurbitales; Cucurbitaceae. The record is from RefSeq and is a predicted model, not a curated record.